Sabethes cyaneus is the source of this 3747-nucleotide messenger RNA. Its product is annotated as WD repeat domain phosphoinositide-interacting protein 2-like. The transcript has 5 exons. Gene Ontology annotation, biological process: protein localization to phagophore assembly site; autophagy of mitochondrion; protein lipidation. Lineage: Eukaryota; Metazoa; Arthropoda; Insecta; Diptera; Culicidae. Gene Ontology annotation, cellular component: extrinsic component of membrane; phagophore assembly site membrane; cytosol. Gene Ontology annotation, molecular function: phosphatidylinositol-3-phosphate binding; protein binding; phosphatidylinositol-3,5-bisphosphate binding. The coding region runs from base 563 to 1972 and encodes 469 amino acids. The record is from RefSeq and is a predicted model, not a curated record.
AGCUUGGUCUUCAGUCUGAAAGGAAAAUUCGUGUGAAAAGGAUCCUCCGCCGUCUCCUUUGUGCAUAUUUUUAGCCAGCCUAUAUAUUACCAGCAAGGAGUAUCUCUCAGCUAGGUAGCAAACAUAGCAGUGCAGAGAACUUUGUUAUUUUCCUCAAUUGUGCAAUUUUCACCAGAUUUUCUUUGCGCUCCCCGCCAAGAAAGUCUCAUUAUAGUGUGCAAUUUUCAAUCGAUUACCUGAUUUGGAAUAUCCGAAAAUUGCUGUGAAGAACUGUUCCUUUCGGACUCAUUGAUAAAGUGAACGAAAUUAAGAUCUACUACCAAUAGUUUUUCUUUUCAUAACUGAAAAAGAAAAGCUUCUAUAAAAACUACAAACAAACAAAACCCAACAAGUUUUAAUAGCGUGUGCAAAGUUUUAACCUUCGAAUACAAUUUGUGAAAAAUUUUCUAUUAACAAACAAGAGGAGAAAACUCAUCCCACAGUGUGAAAAACAAAUCCUAACGCGAAGAAAAAAGAGUAAUCCUCUCAACUUUACCCUCGCGUUCGCGCAAAGUUCGCUUAAAUGAGUGAUACAAAUCAGAAAUGUUUUGGCAAAACUGGUGGAUUCUCUAUAAAGUUUAAUCAAGACUAUACAUCACUUUCUGUCGUAUCCAAGCAGGGAUACCGGUUGUUUUCGCUUUCAUCCGUUGAUCGUGUCGACGAAAUUUUCUGUAGCCAUGACGAGGACACAAGGAUCGCUGAGAGACUGUUCAGCAGCAGCCUGGUCGCGGUCGUUACCGCAAGUGAGCCGCACAAACUUAAGGUGUGUCACUUUAAGAAAGGGACGGAGAUCUGCAACUACAGCUACCCGUCGGAUAUCCUGUCGGUGAAAUUGAACCGAUCCAGGCUGGUUGUAUGCCUAGUGGACAGUAUUUAUAUUCAUAAUAUCCGUGAUAUGAGACUGCUACAUUCCAUCAAGAACAUGUCGAACAAUCCGGCCGGUUUGUGUACGCUGUCGCUCUCGUCGCAUCUGGCGUACCCGAUCUCCACAACGGCCGGCGAGUUGCAAAUCUUCGAUGCCGGGAAUUUGACCUCUCGGUUGAAGGUUAAGGCUCAUGAUUCUCCACUGUCGGCAAUGAACUUCUCCUUCAACGGGACGCUGCUGGCAACGGCCUCGGAAAAAGGAACCGUAAUUCGCGUGUUCUGCGUGAAGAAUGGCCAAAAGGUGCACGAAUUCCGGCGUGGAUUGAAGCGCCACGUCAGUAUCGGAUCGCUGAACUUCAGCAUCUGUGCGAGCUACGUGGUCGCCAGUUCCAACACGGAAACCGUGCAUAUCUUCAGAAUUGAUCCGAAAUCGAUCGAACAGGCGGAACGCCGUAACUGCAUCGACAACGGAUCAACCACGAGCAAUAAUAACGAAGGUGAAACCGACGGUGGUGAUGGCGACAAAUCGGAAGAUGCCUCAAACAUUGGCUGGGGAAUGAGUUUCAUCACUAAAGCCGUCACGGCGUACUUCCCAACGAACGUGGUUACGGAUGUAUUCUCGCAGGAUCGAGCUUACGCAACGGUACAGCUGGCCGAAGCAGGACUUCGCUACGAAUGCGUAAUCGCCAAGGUGGAGAAGGAAACGCGUCUGCUGUUGGCAUGUGAGGAUGGGUUCCUCUACAUGUACGAUUUCGACGACUCGAAGGGUGGCGAAUGUAAGCUGAUCCGGGCGCACGAUCUACGCUUGCCGCUGCAUGACAUCACCGAAGUUGACAUCGGUGGAAACGAAAACGACACCUCGGUGCUGAACGUGAAGCUGACGGCAUCGAUGAUGCCCGCUCCGGGUACAUACGCCGGGGUCCUUAAAGGACGCCCCGGAGACAAGAUGUCCGCAGACUCGGACCGCUGCCGGGAUUUGUGCGAAGCCGUCGAGUAUCCGAUUAAAAGCACGAUUCCGCUGUUCGACGAAAUUCAGUUCCCACCCGUAACCCCAAUCACCGUCGAAUGACUAUCGAGCGACGUCAAGACGCCCAAAAUCAGUUCCAUCGGCAAUGGAGGCCGGAAGCGUCACGGUAAACACUAGACAGUUUUCUUCCGGUAACCGACAUUUCCGACAGAACGAGAGAAAAUCAAUCGUGUGGAAUAUAUGGACAAAUUAUGUGUGGACCCCGUUCAUCUUCCAGUCCAGCAGAGUCCAGUUUCGUGUUUUUUAUUAUUUUAUUUUUCGCUUGUUCGACAUACCUAAAGUUUUGCAGAUGUGUAUCUCUCUGUUAUUAGUGUUUCACGAUCAUACUUUUUGUCUGUUAAGAUAUGGUUUAUCUUAUGUCUGCUAGUUUUAAGUCUUUCUCUUGAUAAUAAAUUUACCUGUUUCCGAUUUUAAACUAAACUAAAACAUCAUGAGUGCAAACGUAGAUUUCCAACGUGAUCAGUAUAGAUUGCCGAAUGCAUUUUAUCCAAAUUUUACCUCUCCCCUUUUUGGCUACGCUUCACCAGCGGUUUCUGACAGUGUCGUCUCUCAACACUGUCGGAUACCAAUCGAAAACUACAGUCACCCAAGGCGAGUCAAAAUAACAUCCAGUUUGAUAACCGCACUAACGCCUUUUCCUAAAAGGAUUUAUAUUUUUUUUUGUAACUUUCCUUUUAUAACGAAAUAUGCCCGGAGGGUAGAAAAAUAAAAUGACCUACAAAAAAGGUUACAGGAAAUGUUUUAGCUACUGCCAUAGAGAAACUUUGAAGCAGCAAGCUUGUAGCUAUUUACGAAAAACCCGAAAAAGAUACCAAAAACAGUAUAAAACUUUAUGUAAAAAACUACAAAAAUACUCAUUGUUAAGUUAAACCUAAGUUUCAAAUGUAAAAUAUACGGAGAGAUAAAAAAUAUAUUUUCUUAUUUAUUAUUUGUAUGAAGUUGUAUAUACCUGAUGUUUAUUUGCCUUUCGUAUGACACAGAUAGUUUGCUUAAUACUUUUACCUGACAUAUUAUUUAAAACUACCCCUGAGUGACACCUAUUAAAGCCCACAUUAAAGAACAAAGAUGAACACAAAUUAAAUCUGGACAACGUACCUAGAUAUCUGAAGAAGGAUAAAUGGCAAUCCAUCCCAAUGUAAGCAAAAACUAGAAAACAACCAAACCGAACACACAAAGUAAAACACUUAAUUACAUGUAAUCUAAAUCAUUUACAGAAGUAUGAACAACCGACAGAAAAAAACACAAAUACGAAAUAAUUUAGCGGUCAGUCAGUAGUGGCUUAGUAGAACUAUUUCUUCUUUUUAAAUCUGAUAGUAGAAAUGAGUAAAAAUAAGGUCCAAUUAAUGUCCUCUGCAAUACGACACACUUCAACAAAAAACAAAUACGCCCACGUGCUUAUCACAAAUCACACUGUUCAAACGGUGCAAAUCUCUUGUACGCGAUCAGUCGAAAAACAAACAACAAUGGCAAAACCCACAUUUUCCCUGUUGCAAGUGCAAAAGGAACGAGCGGUUGGAGGAACCUGACAGGCAGGAAACCAAUAAAAGAAUAAUCAAAUCAUGCUUCAUUUGGUAUUCCAUAGGAAAAAGUCGAGAGAAUACACCCACUAAGAGGUAAAAUGACUACUGUCUACAACAAAUAUAUUACAGCGUAAAGUAAAAUAAAAAGAAAACAAAAAAAAAACACUGACAAGUAACCGUUUCAACGUGUAUAGAAAACGAUACAGAGCAUGUAUUUUCAGAGUUUCCGUAAAAGAAAAAAAAUAAAACAUUGACAAAAAAAACAAAAGUUUAUGAAAUAAAUUCGUAUACCUGAAA